Messenger RNA from Postia placenta MAD-698-R-SB12, 1263 nucleotides. RefSeq lists its product as hypothetical. The transcript has 6 exons. The record is from RefSeq and is a predicted model, not a curated record. The coding region runs from base 1 to 1263 and encodes 420 amino acids. Lineage: Eukaryota; Fungi; Basidiomycota; Agaricomycetes; Polyporales; Adustoporiaceae. Gene Ontology annotation, molecular function: nucleic acid binding.
AUGUCUGCGGAUACCAUUGCGCGUUGGAAUGCGAUACCUCUUGUCCGCCCCGACCGAGCCAGGCCAGAUGAAGGGGAAACCCCGGAUGAUGUCGAAAGCGAGGACAACGUAUCCCUCGUUUCGCGUUCUCCGUCCCCGGAAACCCACGCCCCAGAUGCUAUGGACCCAGCCAAGUACGAUGAAUACCUGGAAGGCCCAGUCCGGGAGUCUAUCACAGUGGAAACGAGAAUUUCGGAUAACAAUAUAGGCUUCCGUAUGCUUGCGAGCAUGGGCUGGGUUGAGGGGCAGCCUCUUGGCUUGUCUGGCGAUGGGCGUGUUGACCCUGUUCCUUUCUAUGUCAAGAAUGACCUUACAGGUUUGGGCAAAGUCAAUCAAGACGUUCGCAUGAUUGAAUCCACGGUUGCUCAGCGGCGUGAGCUCGAUUCAGAACGUCAGACGAAGGAAACUGAAGAGCAAAGAAGAGCACGCGAGGACACUGUUGCCAGACGCGAGGCGCUCAAGAGCGAGAUCUCUACCACACUUCGAGCGUUCUACUGCGAGUUAUGCGACAAGCAAUUCCAGAACGUCGCGCAGUAUGAUGAGCAUACGAAUUCCUAUGCACAUCAUCACAAAGCCCGCUUCCGCGAUAUGCAAGCGACACAACGUGCCAGCCGCAAUACCAAAGAGGAACUGGACAAGCGGAAGGAAAAAGAAAGGAAGAGAGAAGAAAAAGAGCUCAGGAAAAUCGCAAAGGCCGCUGGUGUGAAGAUGGCGAAACCUCCCAUCUCACUCGUUGCUCCGCCCGUGAGUACUGUCGGAGACAAUGAGCCGAAGCCGUCGGGCUUCAAGAAGUCGGGAUGGGCAUCUGUGGGUCAGUCGCUGCCCCCCUUCAGCGUGCCCCCAGCCUUCAGGACCGGUGGGUGGACAUCGCUUGACACGGGAAGCACCAUACAGUCCGUGCCAUCGACUUCAACACGUCCCGUGCCAUCGGCUAGCGCAGAAGGCCCACCCUCCUUAACCUCAUCCCCGCUCCCGCUCGCAUCAAGCUCAGGUGCUCCGAGCGGCUGGUCCGCUCACGCACUACCAUCACGUAACGGUUGGGCUAGCAUGUCGUCCACGUCAGGCGCGCAACAACCACUCUCAUUUCCGACAUCGACUGUAGCUGAAAUGAUGGCCACCCCUCAACGGCUACCACCGCCUCCUCCAACGAAGGCGCCACAGGAGACUUCGCGCUCUGGUUGGCAGCAAUUUCGGGCAGGAGCGCCUGGUCGCCGCCGCAAGUGA